AUGUUUCGUGUGCCCGCGAACCUUCUAUUCACUGCUAUCAUCAGCAGCCAGGUUAUUAUACUGGCAUUUGGGUAUGGAUUUCUUGGCGCAGUUCUCUAUUAUGGUUACCUCGCUCCACCUGAUCGAGUCGGCAAUUUAUGGAAGCAUUACCCCCAAAAGUUGACAAUGGUAGUCACAUUAAUAGCAACUGCACUUUCGGUGACUACUGCUAUUCUUUUCACGAUUUCAAUGAAGAAGGCAUUAAAACAUCGGAUGUCGGAUCCCAUGUCUCUCGUUCAGCUAAGCGCUGGUGUUGCUCUGUCGAAGGGCUCAUACAUAUUGAGACCCGAGUACUUGCGACUGACUACCCUCACACUGUUCGUGUUUGGUAUCCUAAGACUCUUGACAGCUGGAUGGACGACUCUCCUGACGCCAACCUACUUCCUAUGGCCAAUUCAGAUGCAAGGAUGCGAACUUGACAUUACUGGAACCGCGUUUGCCACCUUGCUCUCCGGAGAAUUUCAAAUGCAGGGUCUUGUUGAUACGUUUUGUCCGUUUCUUCUAAAACGAAUGACCCAAGUCCAGGACAAUGCUUUUGAGGUACUCGACAUCGGCGCAAUGCUAAGCGGAGUCUCCGCUGCUGGGUAUACCUAUGGUCUUCCUGGGACAUUUAAUUUCAAUGGCGCAAAAUAUAACGUAUCAACUCAGGGGAUUGUGCCCGUUAUCGAGGAUUAUUCCGGCUCGGAUGGAGUUCCGGAUGCCAAUAGUACUCGUCUUGGGUUUUCUGGUGGAAACGUCACAGUCAACACAAGACAGAUACCGGGAGAACAUACCAGCGUGACUAUUCCUCAAGGCUUCAGUAGGAACUAUUCCAUGUGGCAGCAAGGGUUGACAGCCAAUGUCAGCUGCCGGCCCAUUGACGCGAGUCAAACGCAGUACCUUUGGAACACGGAUAAUUCCUCCGUUAUCUAUGCCAACGCAGCUGCUUCGAACAAGUCUAUCGCUGGUCUUCGCCUGUGGAAUAUAACUGCAAACUGCGGAGCCGGUACACCCACAUCGCAAGAAUAUGUGACCAUGGUGGACUGCAAGUGGAAAUGCGAGCCUGUCAGGGAGCGGUUUUCUUCCUUCAGUUCGAUUCUUUCACAAGGGUUUUACAAGUAUGGGUUCCUCAAUGCAAGCGUGUGCGAAGUGACCCCACUGUUGACCACAGUCCGCGCCAAAUACUCCUAUGACCUAAUUUCCUCCGAGGUUAAUUCAUCCACCCCUUUCCGGCCAGAAAAUGCUCCGCUACUGUCAUUCGUUGCUGGAGUUGCCAAGUUUCAGUCGAUGAACUCGCAGGGGCUCUUGAGCAGCGUGAUUGGAGACACUCUGUACUCCAUCUAUUCCUCAACAACCAACACAUCCAUAGAUGAAAAUCUUAGAAAUCAGACGCAGAUUUACCAAGAACUGGAGGAGUAUUGGCGUGGCGUUGUUGAAUUUUCUGCUACAUUCCUUCGCUCCGGGUUCAUGGCUGUGGGUAGCUUCCCCGGCAAUACGAUCCCAGACGACCUCGUCUCUCCAGUCAAUGGGACAAUUAUCUUACAGGCUCGGAAAGAGAACAGUGGCCAUAGGACCACAUUCGAUCCGUCAAAUACCCUUCAUCUCAUUAUGGCAUCUGCUGCUGGGAAUCUGACACUCAAAGAUUUCAACGAGAAUGGAAUUAUCGACAAUGAAGGCGUGAGGGUGCGACUGGAGGAGUCCAAGGACGACUAUGGUGUGAAGAAGAUGUUUGUGAUAGCUGAUCCAUCGGAUUUAGUGGCGUCGCAGGAGAACCUGGUAUGA
This is a messenger RNA of Suillus subaureus, 1800 nucleotides long. RefSeq lists its product as uncharacterized. The record is from RefSeq and is a predicted model, not a curated record. The coding region runs from base 1 to 1800 and encodes 599 amino acids. The transcript has 10 exons. Lineage: Eukaryota; Fungi; Basidiomycota; Agaricomycetes; Boletales; Suillaceae.